ACAGAAUCACAUUUGAACACAUCAUUGGCAUUUGCAAAAACUACCCAUUGAGCGGUGAUUUGGACAUGAGCACAUGAACACCUCUUAGAACUUUUUCUCUUGUACGUAUCGGUUGCACUGGCUAAAGUGUCGAACAAGUAGCCUUCCCGCCCACUCUAUUACUCAGCGGCAACGUCAAACAGCCUUGCUUUUCCGUGAGAUAUUCCCAAUCUUUCAUUCCCGAUGGCCGACACGGGCUAUCGUCCAAGGGAGCCGCCGCGCAUUCUGAACAGGAAUGCUAAUGGCUUCUUUGACCCUGCGGCCGCGGAUCCACCACCGGCAACACCUGAAAGUAGUAGGAGCCGAGAAAACGUUUACCCGUCCGUUGCUGCUCGUAUCCCCACAUCCAGAAGUAAAAGUAGAACGAGGGAUCCCAACAAUCCCAAUUCCCCAUUAUACAGUCCCAACUCCCCACUCAGCCCAGUGCCCCCGCCUUCCCGUUACUAUCAAUCCAGCAGCACUGGCAGUAGUCCGCCCCGUUCUCGUCGACCAUCCGAGGAUAGCUAUGCAAAUGGUAACCGGCGACCGCCACCAGAAGGCGUCGUGUCAGUGUAUGAGAACGAUCGCGAGCGACGACGGCCAUCAGCAGACUCUGGCUCAUCACGUUCAAGUCCUAAUUCGUCUCGACGUCCCAGCCUCAGUGGUGACCAUCCUCCUCGCAAUGGCUCAUUGUUGAGAUCAGGUAGUGGGGCCAGUAUAGGAAGUCGAAGCGGCAGUGAUGAGCAGCUGCUCCGCAGCGCGACGACGAAAUCCUCGACCAGAAACUACGGAGAGCGUGAGCGGGAUUAUGAUUCUGGUCCUUCCCGAUCUUUUACUACCAGGGAACCAUCUUCGCGUGAAGGAGAGCGCGGCCGAGAGAGGGAGACUGAACGGUCUCGUACACGGGAGAGCCCUCUAAAUCGCGCUUCAGAACGUAUCCCUGACAAACUAAGUAGACUUGCAGCAGCACCGUCGAAUAGACAUACCACGGAACCCGCAUCGGCAUCAGCAUCAGCGAGCUUUGAUGAUAUGCUCAAAGCCUUGGAUGACUUACACACCAAGACCGCAGCGAAUCCACCGCGCUCAUCCCCUCUACCACCGGAGACCGCGAAUGACCGAGGCUCGGAUAGACCGAAUAGCGGUCGAGCAUCUAAAGACUACGAGCUAAUGACGGCUAGCUUGGACCAGCUGAUAGACAACACACGCAAAUCCGUGCCUUCAUCGGCCACUGGGACACUUGGAAGGGAGGCUGAGCGGAGAGAACGAGACAGGCAAAGAGCAAAGGAAAAAGAACUUGAAAUCCAGCGCGAGAAGGAAAGAGAGAAGGAGUUGGAGAGGGAACGAGAAGUGGACAAGGAACGGGAGAAAGAAAAGGCGAGGGACCGGAUCAGGGAGAAAGAGAGGGAAAAAGAACGUGGAAGGCAGCGUGAGCGCGACGAGAUCUUGGUAGCGGAGCAGGCUGAUGCUGAAAAAACCGCCCAAGCGGACAGAAUGGAAGCCCGGGAGGUGCAGCGGAAACGCAAAGAGCAGGAACGUAUUGAGGCGGAGCGUCGAGACGCCGAUAGGAGAGAAUUGCAAAUGAUUGCAGAAGCUAGACAGCGAGAAAUGGCGGCAGAUAGACAAAGGGAUGCUACCAGAAUCAGGGAACCCGAUGGUCGUGCCGAUGAAAGUAUCAUCGUACGCGACUAUGUUAGUGCGUUGAUGAUGACCCUCCGCGCCGACACGAGUUACCCAAACCCCGAUGAUUUCGCUACUCCAGACGGUUAUGCAAUAUGGGAGGACACACUGGGCAUGAGCUAUUCUGAAGUUCUUUGUGAGCUCCUCAAAGCACGAUUCAUUGAUAAGAAAGGGAAGCAGGAAAAGAAAGAGAAGUCUCAGGAACCAACCGUCAUACAGCUUUUCUUUAAAAUUGUCGAAGCCCGCGGACUCGUAGCCAAAGAAGGCCGAAGCCGUGAUCCGUACUGUACUAUUGAGCAUGGCAAUAUUCCAGAUGAUGGAACCGAAGAAGCGCGAAAAGCGGACAAGGAGCGCAAAGACAAGGAGGUUCUGCAGACUGACACCAUUAAGGGCACCACGAAUCCGAGAUGGAACGAGCACGUGAAUAUCCCUGCUAAAGCGCUGACGGAUAAGGUGAUGGUGUCCGUGUAUGAUCGUGCAAAGGAGCAGUUCUUGGGUCGCGUCAAGAUUCCGUUUAGCGAAUUGAUACCAAUAGCGGCCAGGGAUGGCUAUGUAAAGAAAUGGUUCCGACUGACUGGAUUGGGCAAGAAGGAGAAGGAUAAGUACGUGGGUGGAGAAAUUUUGAUCGAAGCAGCAAUCAAAGACGAUGGAACCUCAGGGCCUAGUGCCAAGCGUCCCAAGCAGGAUCCAAUUGCUGCUCUGCAAUCUGCCAUAUCUGCAACGGAUCUCGACCUUCGCGCCUUAUACAGAACCCUCCUCCGAGCGUGCUUGAUUUUGGAUAUGAACAUGCUUGGAAAACAAAUCAAUGAGAAGACACAGCGUCUACUUUCAGAGGAAAGCAAAGCCCUUUUAACUAUCCUUGGACGAACGUGGGGAUUGAGCGAGGCCUUCAUGGUUAUGGCGUACCUUCAAUUGCUGUUUGAAAAGUACAAAGUGUAUGAAAUUCCGCAGAGUGCCCUUCUUGACGCUUUUGAAACCCUAAAGGAAGAUCUCAAGAAACGCGGAUGGCUGAGCGAAUAUGAGAGACCCGCCGUCCUUGAGCUUUUGGCGGAUAUGGACGAAUAUUACCGAACACAGAUCACAAAAUACAAGGAGUUUUUCCCUGAAAAUAAGCCUAAGCAAGCUCUCGCUACCACCAUUCUUAUGCUCCGUAUGAUCUUCAAGAAUCCGCUCUAUCGACAGAGUCAUCCUGAUAAACCAGAAAGCUUCCGUGAUGAAUUGCGCGGUAUGCUCACGGAAGCCGCCAUCGCCAGAUACGAAAAGCUGAAGGAGUUGACUACACCCUUUGACACGAAUGAUUUGGAAGCGGUUAUUGAGGGAAUCAACAAACUAGCGGAGAUGGUAUCUGAAGAGAUCGAAGCUGAUGGAAAAUGGUAUAGAAAACCAUUCGAAAAGGAACUGGAUAUAGUCCGACUAACGGCGGAAAACUAUCUCAAAUACUUUGUACUGACGUUGGAGAGCGCGUCGGAAGACAUGGCGUCUGAUGUAGCCGUGAAGUCUGCUAGCAAAAGUGUGUUUGAGUUGUACAAACGGGUCAGAGUCAUGGAUGAGCGUUACGCCAAAAUGGUUCCUGGACUCAAACGUAUGUCGAUGAAUGCGGGCUUCAAUGUUGAGAGAUGGUUUGCCCCGUUCGUGCAAAAAUGGCUGGAACACCUCAGCGAUCGCACAUUGGAAUGGGUUUCUAACGCUGUGAAGGCGGAUAACUUUGAGCCUCUUGCGGACGGUGUGGGACAAGGACAACAUCAUAGUAGCAGUGUGACAGAUCUCUUUUCUGCUGUAUACCAGGAACUGGCCUUUAUUAAUGAUCUCGGGUGGAGUGAUCGGGUACAGAAUGCUGGCUUUAUGCAAGGUUUUGCAAAGUCCGUCAGCAAGGCCAUUGAGCAGUACUGCGAUGCUAUUGCCUUGGGUGAGAUUAAGGCCGACUCAGCAGGAACGGCUUGGCAAGGAUUGCUUCAGACAGCAGCUAACGUUGGUGCCAUCGGCGGCAAAUUUGGAGCAAAUGGACCUCGCGAUAUUGCCAACGAGUCCUGUGUAAAGCUCUGUAAUAUCGAGUAUGCAAUGUCCAAGCUCGAUGAUAUGUACAGAGUGAUGAACGUACAGGAAUUGACCAGUAUCAUACGACGACAUCGGGCUGCGAUGGCUGCAGAGAAUGGAUCAUCAGCGGUCUCAUCUGAGGAUAACGAGAUGACCGUUAAGGGUGCAUUCAAGAUUCAGUUGUCUUACGCAGAGAACCUGAAGCCGUGCAACAAGAACGGGCUGGCGAAUCCGUACUGUAUUGUGAGAGUCCCAGACGGUACUGUUGUCCCUGUCGAGGAACCUCCCAGCAUGUCACCAUCUAGUGUGCGUGCUUCAUCCACCAGCUCGUCAUCAAGGACAAGUACGGGAUCAAGCAGCGCGGGACCGACUGUUUUGAACGGCAUUCAAUGCGAACUGGCACGUUCCCGCGCAGUUAGUGACACAAUCAACCCAACUUGGGAUGAAACAUUCCAGGUCAUCUUGCCACCGGUGACGAAAUUAGAAGUUGCUGUUCUUUCCAAGAACAUGCUCACAGCAGAUGAGAUUGCUGGUAAAGCUGUUGUGGAUCUGUCUCGCGGCACGCGGUUGAGGCGUAAGCUUGGUGAUCAUCAAACGCAUGAUGUAUAUGUCGAAAUGGAGCCACAAGGUCGUGUGCUCGUGCGGUUUACGAUGGAGGGCGCGGACGAGGACGUUGAUUUCUGGUUUAGGAGGAGCAAAGAGAAGUUGGGGAGAACCAGGGAUGAUUUUGUCAGAGCUUUGACUGGAAAGAUCAUCCCCUACGCAAGAGAAGAGAUUUUGAAGAUUAUCAAAUCUCACGAAGCUGCGCCUUUACCUUCCAAAUCCUUCUUCUCGUCCCUCACCACUGCUGUUCAGUAUUCUGACAAGACAGCAUCCGGUGCAUCGAUUGACGAGCGCGUCAGUGUCCAAGACGCGGACGCGGCGCUGGAACCUCUCACAGAGUACCUGAACAAAAACCUCGGUACUUUGGCCGACUAUCUCUCGGAGCGCAUGGCACAAGAAGUCAUCCGACGCUGUUGGGAUGAGGUCGUAUCCAUCAUUGAAUGGUCACUUAUCCCUCCACUGUACGGCCCUAUUGAGCGGGACCGUCGCGUCCUUAAUAGACGUCAAACUAGUAUGGCCACAUCCAUCCUCCGCAUCCUCAAAGAAUUCUUUUACGCCGACGGUCAAGGUGUACCCCUUCGUAUGCUGGAAACCCGUAAGCACAAAUACCUAGAGUCUCUCUUAGACCAGUACCACGCCGACAUAGGACGGCUGAAACGGGAAUAUGAGUUGGACUUGUUAAAAGGACGCGACCGAGAAGUCAUCCUACGAUUGGUCCGAGUCAAGGUUGAGAAGGAAUUAGAUGGCACUAGUGCGAAUGAAGAGCGGGAAGAGGGCCGCAAGUGGAUUGAAACGCAGCUGGCAAGACGGAAGGAAUUGGUUAGACGAUGAUGAUGUGCGUGUUGUGAAUGGGCAGGAGGGAUUUUUGUAAUUUUUGUCUUUUUUUUCGUCGCAUGUUCUAUGUAGUAGUAGUAAGGGCUGGGCCGAUUGUAUUGGAUCCAGAAUUUAUUAGGAGAUUCUUAUGGUCUACUGUAGCGGUUUAUAUGUGCUCAUUUUAUAUGGAGCAGUUUUAUCAUUUUACGAUA
Molecule: messenger RNA, 5357 nt
Organism: Spizellomyces punctatus DAOM BR117
Lineage: Eukaryota; Fungi; Chytridiomycota; Chytridiomycetes; Spizellomycetales; Spizellomycetaceae
Exons: 10
Coding region: 223-5163 (1646 amino acids)
Source: RefSeq, a predicted model, not a curated record